Ailuropoda melanoleuca (giant panda) is the source of this 3898-nucleotide messenger RNA. RefSeq names its product manchette microtubule inner protein 1 (gene MNMIP1). Gene Ontology annotation, biological process: actin filament organization; cell migration. The transcript has 17 exons. Lineage: Eukaryota; Metazoa; Chordata; Mammalia; Carnivora; Ursidae. Gene Ontology annotation, molecular function: protein binding. Bases 301 to 2331 code for a protein of 676 amino acids. The record is from RefSeq and is a predicted model, not a curated record.
GAGGCGGCUAGACUGGAAUUUAAGUGACUAGGCCAGGAAGAGCAUGUGGGAGCUGUGGCCCCAGCACUAGCCAGAGACCCUGGAGUCUUCACCCCAGGGUUGGGGGCCGAACCUGCUGAGCCGGGCCACCCCCUCUCCCACACCCACUCCCAGCACCUGGGGCCGACCUAUCCGCUAGCGUCUCCGCCUCCUUUGCUUCACAACCACGCAGCUCGUCCCACCCUACUCGGGCCCAGUACUCGGCUGCCUGCGGGACACCACUAUACUCCCAGCCCCGCUCUGGAGCGAGACCCGGAAGCUAUGGAGGUGCUGGUCCUGGCCGGAUACCGCGCGCAGAAGGAGGACGAGCUGAGUCUGGCGCCCGGCGACGUGGUCCGGCAGGUGUGCCAGGGGCCCGCACGGGGCUGGCUGCGCGGAGAGCUGGGGGGUCGUUGCGGUUUCUUUCCCGAGCGCUUGGUGCAGGAGAUCCCAGAGUCUCUGUGCGGCGCCGGGGAGGCGCCGAGCCCGCGCUGUGCGCGCCGCCGAGGUCGCCCCGCCAAAUCUCGGGGCCCCCAAAGAUGGUGCAAGGUGAACUUCAACUACAGCCCGGAGCAGGCAGACGAGCUGAAGCUGCAAGCUGGGGAGAUUGUGGAAGUGAUAAAGGAGAUUGAGGACGGCUGGUGGCUGGGGAAGAAGAACGGGCAGCUGGGAGCCUUCCCAUCCAACUUUGUGGAGUUGCUGGACAGUGGGCCCCCAAGCCUCGGGAACCCAGACAUGCCUUCAGUCAGCCCUGGUACCCAGCGGCCUCCCAAGCUGAGCAGUCUGACCUAUGACAGCCCUCCAGACUACCUGCGGACAGUCUCCCGCCCUGAGAUCUACAGGGUCCUGUUCGACUACCAGCCUGAGGCCCCAGAUGAGCUGGCGCUGCGGAGGGGGGACGAGGUGAAAGUACUGAGGAAGACCACAGAGGAUAAGGGCUGGUGGGAAGGAGAAUCUCAAGGCAGAAGAGGAGUUUUCCCUGACAACUUUGUGCUCCCCCCACCCCCAAUCAAGAAGCUGACCCCACGGAAAGUGGUGUCUCGGGAAUCAGCUCCUAUUAAGGAACCAAAAAAGAUGAUGCCCAAAUCGGCCCUCCCUACAGUCAGGAAGCUGGUGACAGCCCCCACUGGGCCCAGCAAAGCCAAGCCUUCUUGGACACCCAGCGGAGACAGUCAGAAGCGCCCCUCCCGAGACUCGGGCUCUGGUGGCAGCUUCCUCAGCGGGGGUGCAGGCCACCCUGGGAGAAAGGGAUCAAAAACCCAGGCUUCCCGGCAGCGCUCGGCAACCAGUCAGGAGGAAGAGCAGAACAGCCUGGCCAAGGCUUCUCCUGUGAAUAAAACCCCCACUCUGGACAAGACCCCCAGCCCAGAGAAGACUCUGUCUCCGGAUAAGGCCCCCACUCCAGAGGAAACCCUGACUCCGGAUAAGGUCCCCAUCUCAGAGGGGGCCCUGACUCUAGAGUUCAAGGCCCCAGUCCUAGAGAACCCCACCCCACAGGACAGCCUGACUCUAGACAAGGCCCCCAGCCCAGACAGCCUCAUUUCUGUGGAUGAGGCCCCUGCCCCAGAAGUCCCACCAGAGGAUGAAGUCCUUGGCCCAAAGAUGGUCCCUUCUGGGGAUGAGGCGCCCACCCUAGAAAAGGUCUUGACCCCUGAGCAGGUGCUCUCUGAAGAGGCCUCCGCUAGAGACAACACUGAGUUCCAUCACUUCUCUCCGGAGCAAGCCCUGCCGAAGUUCAAGUCUCUUGUGGCCAGUGAGGCCCAAUCCCAGGAGGUCCACAUGCCAGAGGAGCCCGAUCUCUGCAUGACAGCACACCUUCUGGAUCAGAGGGACAGCUCCCCAUUCCAGUCUGAGUCCAAGCCAGGGUCCAUGCCUGCCGUGGAGAAGGCUGCAACCCUCCUCAAGGAGGCACCUGGGAAGCAUGAGGGCACCCCAGAAGAGGCAGCACUCCCCAAAGAGGAGGUGCCCCCCAAAGAGCAGGUGUCCCCCAAAGAGGUAGCCUCUGCUCAAAAGAAUCAUUCUAUCAAGUCGAUUCCAGACCAAGAGACUCCCACCCUACUUUCCCUGGUCCCGCAAAAUCUCGCGGAUAGUAAAAGUGACAGAGGCGAUAUCAUGAGGCUACAGGACGAGAUGGAGACUUUAAGGAGGUCGCUGGAGCGGAUGGGGGUGCAGCUGGAGAGGAAGCUGACCGACAUCUGGGAGGAGCUGAAGAGCGAGAAGGAGAAGCGCCUGUUGCUGGAGGUGCAGAUGAAGCAGGGGACUCAGGAGUCCCGGACCCCGGGCUCCAUCCACGCGCAGACGCAGACGCACUGAGGAUGGGCCCGGCAGGGACUACGGCGGGACCUGGGGGCAAGUCAGGCUCCGGCCACCCACGUCCUUGCACACGACUUUGAAAACGCCAGAAAGUAAACUGCAGUUGGCCAAGCUGCGGGUCUGUUCCUGACACUGGGGCCUCCCCACGGAGGAGUUCAGGGGCUGACUAGGUCUUAGAUGGAGGGAAGAAGGUGACCCACUCAUGGCUUCCUUGAAUGCCCCUCAGCCCUGGGACAGCUGCUGGAAAGAGGGCACAGUGACAUUUGCAGAGUAAACAGUUAAGAGUUGGGGAUACGGAGUGCCGUCCUGGCCCUUGGUACUCACUUGGCUAAAUGCUACGUGCGCUUCCCCUUCAGAUCCUUCCAGUAACCCUGUGCGGUUCGUAGCGGGACUCCCAUCUAACGAGGAGGAAAGUACGGCUCAGGUGAAGCCUGGAUGUGUGGUCGCCUCGGAUGUAAGGGGUGGGGCCUGGAUUGGAACUUGUCUUCCACGGGGCGGUUCUAGGUCAUGGCUCCCCACGCAGUCAGACCCAAAGCUGCCUCUUUGUGAUACUCUGUAUUGAUCCUUUCAUGCUCCUGAAGUUAAAUUUGUGGCUAAAAUACCCACCUCCAUAUCUAAUUAAAAAUGUGAAGAAAUAAAAGGUAAUGGUAUGCUUUUGUGAUGUGUUCACUCACUGGGAACGUGGCAGCUCCGAGUGCAGACUGGCGCUGGGACCUUGCGCUCGUGACAGUGUCGGAAACGGGGAGGAGCUCUUGGUAAAGUUCUGAACGACACAAAGUCCAGAUUCCCUCCACUUUACACAGUAGUCGCGUUCCCCAAAGAGUCGGCGGACGUUAUAUCCACCAGUCCUUUGUGUUUAUGUAUAAAAGGCAGUUGGAUUCUUGGCUCUGGUCAUUGUAAACACAUUUCCACUCCUGUCGUGCAGGAUGUAGGAUCUGCCGUCCUUGUGGGGCUGUCUCUGGCCCCACCCUCUCAAUGCCAGCAGCACCCCCCUCAUUCUGACACCCCCCCCCACACACACACGGACACACAGAAAAGAGGCCGGCCCUCACGGAGCUCAGCAUCGGAGUUGGGAAGGUGGAUAGAAUCAAUAAUCGGACAUAUGCUAUCAUACCAGGCUGUGAUAAGCACAAUGAAGAAACAUAAAGCGGAAACCUUAAGGGGUUAGAGAAGGCCGGGUGUUCAGGGACAGCCUCUCUAAGGUGACAUUUUGAGCAGAGCCAUGCAAAUAAUCUGGGGGAAGAGCCUUCCAGAAAUAAUAGGCCGGGCAAAGGUCCUGAGGUGGAAGACUGCUCGGCUCCCUCAGGAUCAGCAAGGAGCCCAGUGUGGCUGGCACAGGGAGUGAGGAGGGGUGGGGGGCCCACAAGUUAGAGAGGAGGCCAGGUGUAGAGCUCUGUUUGUGGACCUUUCCAAACCACAGACGUUACUCUGGACGUUACUCUGUAUGGGACAGAAGCCAUCAGAAGUGCGUAAGCAGGAGAGGGACAAAACGGGGCAUGUAAAGGCUCAUUCUGGCUGCCCUGUGGCCCCUGGGCGGUUGUAGGGGAAGGGUAGGAGCAGGGAGGCC